AACAACAACUCUUCUGUGUUGCUGUUCCUUCUUAUCCUAGUUUCAUCUCAGCCGGAUCAGCUUCUCUAUUCCGGAUUCAAGAACUGUGAUGCAACCAACAUCCUUAAACGGCAUAGCAGAAUCGAGAAAAACGGUUUGCUAAGAUUAACAAACGAAACAAGCAGAUUAAUGGGUCACGCUUUCUACCCGUCACCAUUUCAGGUCAAAGACAAAACCAGUGGUAAAGUUCUUUCUUUUUCAACUUCCUUCGCUCUUGCUAUUGUUCCUGAGUAUCCCAAGCUCGGUGGCCAUGGCUUAGCCUUCACCAUAGCCACUUCGAAAGAUUUCAAAGCUCACCCAAGCCAGUACUUGGGUCUCUUCAACCCAGACGAUGUUGGUAACUUAACUAACCAUCGUUUUGCUGUUGAGUUUGACACUGUUCAAGACUUUGAAUUCGAUGAUAUAAAUGAUAACCAUGUUGGGAUUGAUAUCAAUAGCUUGCAAUCCAAUGCUUCUGUUAAUGCAAGUUACUAUCUUGAUGAUAAUGGGUCAGGGAAAUUGCAGGAUUUGAAUCUCAAGAGUGGGAAACCCAUCAUGGUUUGGGUUGAUUAUGAUUCUGUGAAGAAUGUUCUGAGUGUGGCAAUGUCUCCAACUUCUUCUAAGCCUAAAAGGGUAACUUUGUCAUUUGAUGUGGAUCUCUCACCCAUCUUUCUUGAUACUAUGUAUGUUGGAUUCUCUUCUUCAACAGGGUUGCUUGCUAGUUCUCAUUAUAUAUUGGGUUGGAGCUUUAAAAUCAAUGGUACAGCACCAGUUCUUGAUCUUGCUAAUCUACCGCAACUUCCAGGUCCAAAGAAGAAGCAUAACUCUCUGAUAAUUGGGAUUUCUACUUCGAUUUCGGUUUUGGUUUUGUUUGGAGUUGCAAUUGGGGUUUACCUCUUCUGGAAGAUGAAGAAUGCAGAUGUAAUCGAAGCGUGGGAGCUCGAGAUUGGGCCGCAUAGGUACUCGUACCAAGAGCUGAAGAAAGCUACCAGAGGAUUCAGGGACAAGGAGCUGCUUGGACAGGGUGGAUUUGGAAGGGUUUACAAAGGGAUAUUGCCGAAUUCGAAGAUACAAGUGGCUGUAAAGAGGAUCUCACAUGAAUCAAAGCAGGGGUUGAGGGAAUUUGUAUCGGAAAUUGCGAGUAUAGGCCGACUCAGGCACCGGAACUUGGUUCAAUUAUUGGGAUGGUGCCGGCGCCGCGGAGAUCUUUUGCUUGUUUAUGAUUUUAUGGCUAAUGGGAGUUUGGAUAAGUACUUGUUUGAUGAGCCAAAGAUUGUCCUGAAUUGGGAACAAAGGUUCAAGAUCAUAAAGGGUGUUGCUUCAGCCCUUUUGUAUCUUCAUGAGGGCUAUGAGCAAGUAGUUAUACAUAGAGAUGUGAAGGCUAGUAAUGUGAUGCUUGAUUCGGAAAUGAAUGGGAGACUAGGCGAUUUCGGGUUAGCGAGAUUGUAUGAACAUGGUGCUAAUCCAAGCACAACAAGAGUUGUUGGUACAUUGGGGUAUUUGGCACCAGAAUUGCCUAGAACAGGAAGGGCAACCACAAGCUCCGACGUGUUCGCGUUCGGCGCGCUUCUGCUAGAGGUAGCAUGCGGGCGCAGGCCUAUCGAGCCGAAGGCGUUGCCAGAGGAGUUGGUUCUUGUGGAUUGCUUGUGGGAGAAGUUCAAAGAAGGGAGAAUACUUGACAUGGUGGAUCCAAGGUUGAAUGGGGAUUUUGAUGAAAAUGAGAUUCUUAUGGUGCUGAAAUUAGGGUUGAUAUGUUCAAAUGAUAAUCCAAAUGCUAGGCCUAACAUAAGGCAAGUUAUGAGGUAUUUGGAUGGAGAGGUUGAGUUGCCAGAUGAGAUGAGAAAGCAUAUAAGUUCAAAUCAUGAAGGGUUUGAUGAGUUCUUGCAUUCACUUGCUUCUUCGUCAUUUGAUACUGGCUCCUAUAUUGGAAAUAGAGACAUGGAUAAUAGUUUUACUUCUUUUGGUUAUUCUCCUCAGUCACUUCCUCAAGCUAGAGGAGAAACAAGGUGAUUCAUUUCUCCUCCAUUGUUCUCUCUUUUCAAUCUCAGAGAAAUGUGAUUUGUCUUAACACCCAAUGGUGUCUCAAUUAUACGCAGUCUUGUACCUCAUCACAUGAAUGAAUUAUUGAAGUUGCAAUGCCAAUUAGUUUCUGACCCAUCAUUUCAUAAUACACUAAAUACAGUUAGCUAUUUUUGUUUU
This is a messenger RNA of Arachis stenosperma, 2217 nucleotides long. RefSeq names its product L-type lectin-domain containing receptor kinase S.4-like. Lineage: Eukaryota; Viridiplantae; Streptophyta; Magnoliopsida; Fabales; Fabaceae. Gene Ontology annotation, biological process: protein phosphorylation. The record is from RefSeq and is a predicted model, not a curated record. Gene Ontology annotation, molecular function: carbohydrate binding; protein kinase activity; ATP binding. Gene Ontology annotation, cellular component: plasma membrane. The annotation marks the transcript as partial. The transcript has a single exon.